AUGGGCUACGAUUAUGCCCUCGUUCAUUUGACAUGGACGAUUCCUCCAGCGGUGCUGAUGACAGCAUUUUACUGGCCAUUUUUUACGCAGUAUGACUACUACAAGAUCGGAUUCCUUGUUACUGUUGCUAUGAUCUCUGCGACACCAUGGGACUCGUACUUGAUCCGCAAUAGUAUCUGGACAUACCCCGAAGACGCAAUCGUUGGGCCGACCGUAUUCAAGAUACCCAUGGAAGAAAUAUUUUUCUUCUUUAUUCAGACAUAUAAUACAUCCCUUAUCUAUUCUAUAUUGACCAAGCGACUCGUGUUGCCAUGCUAUCUUCGCACGAGUGCAACAAAAAUAUCCGAAGCUGUGGGAACGAUCAUUAUUUCAUGUGGUGUGAUUUAUGGAAUUGCAGGUUUCUGGGCUGGGGGAAAGCAUACAUACAUGUCCUUGAUUCUGGGCUGGCUAUGCCCAUUGAUGCUUAUACCAUGGAUUCUUUCAGCGCGCUUUAUUGUCGCCUUACCGCGAAAAGAAAUAAUUACAGCUGUAUUGCUACCGACUAUAUAUUUAUGGAUAGUGGAUGGGAUUGCACUGCAGCGUGGAACAUGGGUCAUUGAAAGUGGCACGAAGCUGAAUCUCGCAUUAGGCGCAUUGGACAUAGAGGAGGCGAUGUUCUUUCUCUGUACCAACCUUAUGAUUGUCAUAGCUUUGGGAGCUGUUGACCACGGCAUCGCGAUCGCCGAAUACCAGAUCGCCGCAACGCCCCGAAGUAAAAGAGACUUUCCAUCGUUCUCCGAGCUGUUUAUAAUAUACUUGAGGGAAAGGAAUGGCCCUUUUGAUCAGGAUUUUUUGCGAUGUGUAUCCGACGCUGUGCGGACCGUUGCGCAGAAAAGUCAGACGAUGUAUACAGGCAGCGCCAUGUUUCGCGGCCAGCUGCGCAUUGAUCUUAUAUUGCUAUACUCGUUUUGUCGGGUUAUGGACGACCUCGUCGACGAUGCACCAGAUGCUCAGACGUCACGCCGCGCCAUCCGACAAUGCCGUAUCGCAUUGCACCGACAGUUCACCUUGACAUUCCCCGACAAUAAUCCACGUCUUCCGCCGACCAAGAAGGGAACCGCCAAAUCAGAGGCGGAGGCCAUCAAAAGCAUUCCCCCGGUCCUUGUCACUUCAACUGGACUCCUCCCUGUUUCGCGCUUGACUAUCGAUCCUCUCCUCGAUCUACUUGAUGGCUUCGAAUCCGAUCUCGCAUUUACAAACGACAACGCUACAUCCCCCAUUAAAACAGAAUCUGAUUUGGAGCUUUACGCCUAUCGCGUUGCCGGCACUGUUGCCACGUCCGUCCUCCAACUGAUCAUAAGCCACUACCAACCCCAAAUGUCUCACCAAGACACCGAUCGCAUCAUAAAAGCAGGCUCAAUUAUGGGCGAGGCGUUGCAGUACGUCAACAUUGCACGCGACAUCGAAGAGGACGCUUCCAUCGGCCGAGUCUACAUUCCGGGUAUCUGGCUAAAAGACGAAGGAUUAACGCACGCCGAUAUUCUUGCUGAUCCGCAGGGAAAAUCUAUUGAGAAUCUCAGAGAGAGAAUGCUGCGCAAAGCCGACGGGUGUUAUCGAGCGAGUUUCGAUGCGAUGAAUGAGCUUCCGUCGGAUAUACAGGGCCCACUGAAAACUGUGGUCAAUUGUUAUAUGCUCAUUGGCCAGGUUUUGCGGGAAAAUAGAGCCCAGGGCAAGAUUGUUCAUGGUCGCUUGAAGGUCCCGAUAUCACGGCGCCUUCGCGUCGCGUGGUCAUCCAUGAUGGAAAUAGAUGCGAGACAGUAG
Messenger RNA from Talaromyces amestolkiae, 1800 nucleotides. RefSeq lists its product as uncharacterized. The coding region runs from base 1 to 1800 and encodes 599 amino acids. NCBI's taxonomy places the organism in Eukaryota, Fungi, Ascomycota, Eurotiomycetes, Eurotiales, Trichocomaceae. Gene Ontology annotation, biological process: biosynthetic process. The record is from RefSeq and is a predicted model, not a curated record. The transcript has 6 exons. Gene Ontology annotation, molecular function: intramolecular lyase activity; geranylgeranyl diphosphate synthase activity.